Spizellomyces punctatus DAOM BR117 is the source of this 1254-nucleotide messenger RNA. RefSeq lists its product as uncharacterized. The coding region runs from base 1 to 1254 and encodes 417 amino acids. The transcript has a single exon. Lineage: Eukaryota; Fungi; Chytridiomycota; Chytridiomycetes; Spizellomycetales; Spizellomycetaceae. The record is from RefSeq and is a predicted model, not a curated record.
AUGUCAGAAGAAGUUGCAGUACCAUGUAAUUGGCUGUUCUCGACGAAUACGUUCGCGAGGGGGUACUCAGACCCCCGUGGGGAAGGCGUGUCAAUCUAUAGUCCGAUUGGUCAAAGCACAUAUAUGACAAAAAGUCGUAACCUGACCCCAAUCAAGAUAACUUGUGACUCUAAUUCGGUGAGUUUCAUUCUGCAAAAACUCAUUCUCUCCAUGGAUGUUUCUGCAUACGAUAAUGCAGGAAACUUGAUAACUCCUGGUACAGGUGUUAAAAACAUGUAUCUUGGCUUAGAAUCCAUUAUUCAAUCAUUAACCAUCAAAGCAGGGGGAGAAACUGUUGUUAACAUUCCAAACUAUCCUCUUUAUCUAGUACAAACAUACCGCAAUCUAUCCGCCGGUAGUAAGAAAUUGUUGAGCCAACUUUCCGGAUAUGGAAACACCAAUAUCUUUGCAACAUCAAGUACCAUUUCCAUUAAUCACCACCCCUUAGUCGGUUUCUGCCAUCCAUCGAAUGACCAGUACUUCCCAGUUUGGAGUCUGAGUAAUCAGGCAUUGGAAAUUAUCAUCACCCUCGCAGACCCGAACACAGUUUUUACAAGUGCUGGUGUAGGUGAGAUUUGGGUUUCCAAUAUCCGCUGUUUAGUUCCAUACAUUACACCACCGCCUACUACUGUGGUUAACGCGACUCGUGCUAUAUCAGAUGGUAAGUCAAUAUUCUAUGACUAUGUUAGAUCAACACAGACCGAGAAUGCUUGCUCCGGUGGUAACAGAAAUACAUUCCUUCUCCACAUGAGCGGUGUUCGCUCACUGGUUGGGUUCGAAUCAGCCUUUGUGGACGACGACGUUCUCAAUGACCAGACAAAAGAUAAAGCGUUAAUGUAUUCUUCACAGGGACUACGCGAGUGGAGAAUUUCACUAGGCCCUAAUCUUACCAUUCCUGCUGGAAACCAGGGUUUUACGCAUUCACCAAGUGAUAAUCAAACACUGCUUGUCACCCAGUUGUCAAAUAACAACUUUGACCAACUCGGGGAGAUGGAUACGUCAUACGCCGACUAUGAUUCCAAGGCAUUCUCAUUUGGCUGGUCAUUUGCAUCAAAGGAUGAAGGCAGUAAUGCGGCACUCUCAUUUACUGGCAGUGACGGAAUUAUGCGCAUACACACCCAACACGCAGUCGCACCGACCCAAAAGGUUAGGCUGGUAACGUCAUACCACGAGAAUGUUACACUUUCUAUUGGAGCAGUAGUAACUGUGGUGUGA